AUGAUGGCUAAGGAUACUAGUACUGGAUGGAAUGCUAAAUUGGGUACAGUUGAUGCAUCAAAUGAGUGGUGGGAGGAAAAAAUUAAGAUGUAUUCGUGUACUGUGGAGAACAAGGAGUAUGCAAAGUUUCACAAACAUGGAUUCAAAUUCAAACAAGAACUUGAGUUUUGUUUUGUAGGUACUUAUGCUACUGGUGGGUAUCGAAUGAACCACGAGGAUUCAGAUGGUUUUGAUACGUGGUUAGAUGAUGAUUCGUAUGUGCCCGAGCCACCCUUCUACACCCCACCAAGAGUUCAGUCAGUGACGCCAACACAUGCAACUGGUAGCUUGGGUAAAAGGUCAUCUCAUAUGAGUGGAUGCAAGAUUAGCAAGAAGCGAGCCACAACCAAGGAUGAUACAAUGAACGAGCUUGUACAAGCUGUGCAGAGUGUAGCUGGGAAAUUGAAUUCACCUUCACAUGAUUCAAGUAUGGGAUAUGGAAGAGGGCAAAGCCAGUACGGAAUAGCUACUGCAAUUCUCAAGAAAAUGUUACAUGACCAGCACAUGAGUACAGAGUUGUACCUAUUUGCAGUGGAUUUGUUGCGUGACAACAUAACAGUGAAUUCUUUAUUGACUGGUGCUAGUAAUAAAUUGUUACAAGAAUGCUUUCAGCAUUCCGGCGAAAUAAUUAGCCAUAUUUUCAGGGAUGUUAUGCAUAACGUAAUACCUAAUGGUCAUGGACCUUAUCAAACCGAGGGAGAACCAGUUCGAUACAGUACCUGCUAG
This is a messenger RNA of Tripterygium wilfordii, 765 nucleotides long. RefSeq lists its product as uncharacterized. The transcript is spliced from 6 exons. NCBI's taxonomy places the organism in Eukaryota, Viridiplantae, Streptophyta, Magnoliopsida, Celastrales, Celastraceae. The record is from RefSeq and is a predicted model, not a curated record. Bases 1 to 765 code for a protein of 254 amino acids.